This is a messenger RNA of Panicum virgatum (switchgrass), 3334 nucleotides long. RefSeq names its product protein SHOOT GRAVITROPISM 6-like. Lineage: Eukaryota; Viridiplantae; Streptophyta; Magnoliopsida; Poales; Poaceae. Gene Ontology annotation, cellular component: cytoplasm. The transcript is spliced from 32 exons. The record is from RefSeq and is a predicted model, not a curated record. Bases 129 to 3263 code for a protein of 1044 amino acids.
UUGUUUCACCUGCCUAUCUUUGUUUAAUUCUAAAUUGUUUUUCUUUGGACGAACAGGAAUUCAAUGUUGAUUGGCAAAAAGCAGCUGCUACUCUUCUUGUCGCCAUAGGUUCACAUGAUCCAGACUUGAUGAUGGAGGAAAUAUUUCUUCACUUCUCUGGACCAACUUCUGCUUUGCCCACCCUGUUACAGAUACUUGCAGAUUUUGCCUCAGCUGAAGCCUUGCAGUUUACCCCACGGUUAAAGGACGUGCUUUUGCGUGUUUUACCUAUCCUAGGAAGUGUACGAGAUGGCCAACGGCCUGUUUUUGCAAAUGCAUUCAAGUGUUGGUGCCAGGCUGCAUGGCAGUACCUAGGAGAUGCCCCCUCUGAGCUUCCUUUUGACUCUGAUGUUAUGUCCUUCAUGAAUUCAGUAUUUGAAUUACUGAUAAAAGUAUGGACAGGUUCACGUGAUCUAAAGGUGCGGUCAUCCUCUGUGGAGGCUUUGGGAGAAAUGGUUGACUUGGUCACUAGGUCACAGUUGAAAUCAGCAUUGCCAAGGAUUAUACCAACAAUGCUGGAUCUAUGCAGGAAAGAUCAGGAAGUUGCUUUUGUUGCGUCUCACAGUCUUCACAACCUUCUUAAUGCAUCGUUAUUGUCUGAAAGUGGCCCCCCUUUACUUGAUUUUGAGGAGCUUACUGUUAUCUUGAUUACGCUUCUUCCAUUAGUAUCUGUCAAUAAUGGCAAAGAUGAGCAUUAUGUUUCAAAGGGAUUGAAGACAUACAAUGAGCUCCAGCAUUGCUUUUUGGUGAUUGGUUUAGCAUAUCCCGAGGAUCUUUGCAUGUUCCUUUUAAAUAAAUGCAAGUCAAAAGAUGAAGCAUCUAUUGUUGGGGCACUUAGCACAAUAAAACACCUAUUGCCCAGAUUAUUGGAAUCAUGGCAUACUAAACAAGCAUCUCUGGUUGAAAUCGUGAAAUCACUUUUAGAGCACCAGAGCUUGGGCAUACGUAUGGCGCUAGCUGAGCUAAUUGUUGUUAUGGCUUCACACUGCUAUUUGAGUGGGCAACCUGCUGAGCUGGCUGUUGAGUUCUUGGUGCGGCAUAGUGCUAUAACUGAUGAUGAUCUAAAUGAUCUUGGCACUCUAAAAAAUGAGUACUUCCAGGACAAAAGAUUUGAGAUGAAAGUAAGUCUUGCUGGCUUAUCAGAACUAAGAGCUGUAUGUGAAAAGGGUCUACUUUUACUAGCAAUCACCAUUCCUGAAAUGCAGCUUGUUCUGUGGCCAUUCAUCUUGAAAUUAAUAAUUCCGAAGAAGUAUACUGGUGCGGUAGCUACGGUCUGCAAAUGCAUAACUGAGUUGUGUAGGCACAAAUUGUCGCACAUGAACCCACUAUAUACUGAAUUUAAUGCAUCAAACGAUACCCCCAAUCCUGAGGAUUUAUUUGCUCGUUUGGUUGUGCUUAUGCAUAAUCCACUUGCUAGGGGCCAACUGGCCACCCAGAUCCUGACGGUUCUGUGCUACCUGGGUCCACUUUUCCCCAGAAACCUUUCUUUAUUUUGGCAAGAUGAGGUCCCUAAGAUGAAAGCUUACAUCAGUGAUCCUGAAGACCUUAAGCAAGAUAGCACAUACCAGGAAAUAUGGGAUGACAUGAUAAUAAAUUUUUUAGCAGAAUCUUUGGAUGUUGUGAAUGAUACUGAGUGGGUCAUUUCCUUGGGUGAUGCAUUUGCAAGGCAGUAUGAUCUGUAUGCUAUAUCUGACGAACAUUCUGCUUUACUGCACAGAUGCUUAGGAAUGCUUCUUCAGAAGGUUGACGAUAGGAUUUAUGUCAGCGAGAAGAUUGACUGGAUGUGUAGACACUCAAGCAUGUCUAUUCCCAUUAAUCGCCUUGGACUUGCACAAGGCAUCGGGCUGGUAAGGUUCCUCUCAUUUUUCUCAUUUGGUGCAAUUGCAAAAGUGGAAGAUGUGGAUGAUACAUACGCAGCAUUGGCAUUGAUGUAUGGUUAUGCUGCAAGAUAUGCUCCAUCAACUGUUAUCGAAGCCAGAAUUAAUGCACUUGUGGGCACUAAUAUGCUUGGAAGGCUGCUUCAUGUUCAGCAUCCUACUGCAAAGCAAGCUGUCAUUACUGCAAUCGACCUUUUAGGCCGAGCUGUUAUUAGUGCUGCUGAAAUGGGAAUAUCAUUCCCACUGAAACGAAGAGAUCAGUUGCUGGAGUACGUUUUAACUCUAAUGGGUAGGGAUCAAAAUAAUGAUCUCACUGAUUUCAACACUGAGCUUUUGCACACGCAGAGUCUUGCUUUAAGUGCCUGUACUACUCUUGUUUCAUUAGAACCAAGAUUACCAAUGGAAACAAGAAACCGUGUCAUGAAGGCAACAUUAGGUUUUUUUGCAUUGCCAACUGAGCCGUCAAGCAUUGUCGAGAGUCUCGUAACAAACCUCAUUAUUCUGUUAGGCGCCAUCUUGCUUACAAGUGGUGAAGAUGGUCGAAGUCGAGCAGAGCAGUUGUUGCAUAUUCUUAGGCAGCUCGAUCCAUAUGUAUCAUCAUCUUUGGAGCACCAAAGGAGAAGAGGAUGUGUUGCUGUACAGGAGGUGCUGAUAAAGUUCCGCAAUCUUUGUUCUGGUGGAUUUGGUGCAUUGGGCUCCUAUCCAACCUUCACAAUGAACAAACAAAUCAACCAAGGAGGAACUAGGAGCUUGUCAAGUUUGCCAUCUGCAUUCGUGUUGCCUAGUCGAGAUUCUUUAAGCAUGGGAGAGAGGACAAUGGCGUACCUUCCUCGUUGUGCUGAUACAGACGCUGAAGUUAGGAAAGUCGCAAUUCAGAUCAUUGCACUUUUCUUCAACAUUUCAUUGUCACUUCCAAAGCAGAAGGCAUAUGUGAAUGAUAUUGAUCUGGAAUCCUCGUAUAGUGCUUUGUCCUCCCUCGAAGAGUUAGUCUCUAUCGUCAAAAGGGAAGCAUCGGUUGACCAGACUGAAGUAUUUCAGAGAGUUGUCUCCUCAGUGUGUAUUCUAUUAUCGAAAGGUGAGCUGGUUGUUUUGCUACACUCUUGCACAUCAGCAACAUGUGAUAAGGUAAAGCAAUCAGCAGAUGCUUCCAUUCAAGCUAUUAUCAUGUUCAUAAUCAGGAGAGGCAAGGAGCUACGUGAAGCUGAUGUAUCGAGCCUAUUCAGCGCCACUGAGUCAGGUCUGACCAGGGGUCGCGCAGCAAAGCGCGCCCACCUGACGAAUUUGGCCUUCACUAGCGAUCUCCUAUCAUUUCAUUGUUGGAAGGUUGUGCGCGCUACCAAAAGAUAAAAGGAAUUCUCGCACGUCAAGCUAGCCGAGUUUCCUGUUGUGGCUCCUACAUCAAAUCUUGAGCAUCACUU